Cephus cinctus (wheat stem sawfly) is the source of this 5447-nucleotide messenger RNA. It is a transcript of the gene Slmap, whose product is annotated as sarcolemmal membrane-associated protein. The transcript has a single exon. Lineage: Eukaryota; Metazoa; Arthropoda; Insecta; Hymenoptera; Cephidae. The record is from RefSeq and is a predicted model, not a curated record. Gene Ontology annotation, molecular function: protein binding. The coding region runs from base 1116 to 3509 and encodes 797 amino acids.
UGAAGGGGACUUUAUUAAUCGUGUAGACGCUCCAUAUUCGUGCGCCCGACUGUACCGGCAGCGGUCGAUAGACAGCGGAACGCGGAACUCUAUCUCGCACGAAGAGAAGGAACGCGGACCACUGUAUUUCUACGGAAUAUUUCUCCCAAUUGUAGACAUUUAAUUGGCUCGUUCGCGAUAGCCUAUUCUUGGGUGUGAGGUGUUUUGUGGCGACGUGAGCCUCGCGCUCUGUAUAAUGCGCGAGUUUUCGUUCGACAUGGGACACGCCAUAGGCAAAAUCGUCGAACAAGAUAUUGUGUGAAAGCCUGGGUCGUUUCGUACCUCUUCUGCUUACAGAGUUACCUCCCGAGCCCGUCUACUAGCUCCGGAGUUUUUGCAUAAUUAUCCUACCUAAAAAAAGCUCAGACAUCACACCACAGUCCACGUGAACAUUACACUGCUCGUCUUCGCCACGAAAAAUAUACCAUCCCUGUGCGUAUCAGUCAGGUGCUCCUCUGAACUUUCUGAAGUCUCGCUACUACUCACAGCGAAAUAGAUUUUUUUUCAUCGUACAAAUAUGCCAGACUACUCGCCCUUCAUUCUGCCUGCAUUGUGUUUACUCUUGGCGCAAUACGCUCUCGAGAUCUCAUAGCGAUUGUCGUGAUUGGAUCGGAAUAUACCCUCUGGCUUCCUGAUUGAACCUGCAUCACUGACAAGAUUCUGGUUUAACCAGCUAUUUAAGUAGUGUGGGCGUAGCUACUAUCCACACAUGGACUUGGAACUGUGGUAUGCUGUUUUUUUAACAAGCCCUUUCACCGAAUAGUCAGUGGAUCUAUCAGUUUUCAAGAUAUAUUUAAAACUUUGUGGAUACUGUAACUAACGUAAGAAUCUUUGUUGCAAGAAUACUAAACCACUGUGAAAAUUUUAGUAUCUCAGGAUAAUUGAGAAUGGACAGCUCCGUGGAACAAUAGAAUUAUUCCAAGAGCAUAUUUCAUUGUUACAAGUUUAAAUGAUCUAUCAAGAGUACAAGUUUUUUAGUGAUAUAAUUUUCUUGGUGCAUCAUAUUGUGUCUGGCUUUCGGCUAAAGCGAAGAAUCUUUUAACAGUCCAUAAGGUCUCCAAAAUCCACUGGUGGCUAUGGUUGUAGCUAGUGGUGGUUGGAUGCAAAAUGCCAGUUAUUCCACCACUCAGAACAAUUCCAACAUGAAUACCACUGUUGCACAGAAUAACAACAUGGAGGCCAAGGCAGUUCUAAUCUGUCGAGAUAACUCUCAUCCAUUUCAAGAACGAACCUUGAUAUUAGACCAGCCUGUUAAAAUAGGACGUUCGGUGGCAAGGGCACGGGCUGCACAAGAUAAUGCAAUCUUUGAUUGCAAGGUUCUAUCUAGGAAUCAUGCAUUACUAUGGUAUAAUGCUGGAAAAUUCUACCUAAAGGAUACAAAAAGCAGUAAUGGAACGUUUGUGAAUAAUCAGAGGCUCAGUUUGUCUGGUGAUGAAUCCUCUGACCGUGAAGUGUGUUCCGGAGACAUAGUGCAGUUUGGUGUGGAUGUUGUAGAAAACACAAAGAAGGUCACACAUGGAUGUAUAGUCGCUACUUUGAGAUUGUACCUGCCUGAUGGGAAAGAGGCUAAGGCUAGUCCCAGUACUUCAGUGGCUGGUAUCGUUGGCAAUAUAUCCUUAGAGGAUUUGUAUAAGUUAAAUCAAUGCAUGCGAGAGGCUCAUCGACGUGAGAAAGCAUUGAAUAAUAAAUUGGAUUAUCUUCAACAAUUAGUACAGCGUGCUAGGUGGGCUACUGACCAAUCGUGGAAAGCAUUGAUUGAUGAGGAUCGUCUAUUGUCACGUGUCAAAACGGUCGAGAGUCAGCUUGCGGCCUACUCCAAGGUUUUCACUAAGGAUAAAAUAAGAAACGAGCUAGCAAAAUUGGAGGAGGAGAAGGGUCAAUAUCAGGUAGCUGCAAAAGAGGCGCUACAGAAGAUACUUCAAGAAAAGCUCGAGGUAAAGCAGAGCGUUGCUCAACUUGAGAGACAGCUCAACCAAACCGAGGAAGAAUGUCAAAGUUUACAUGAGGUAACGAAACAGAGUCAAGCGGAGCUCGAGGAGCUUGCUAAGAAAUAUACCGAGGCCCAGGAGAAGCUACAAGAGACGCGUAAUCAGUUGGUAGAUAAUGAGGAAAAAGCAAAGGAAGCGAUACAAAAACUCGAAAGAGAAAAGCAGGAUCUACUUAGGAGAGUAGAGGAUCAAUCAAUGAUCGAGAGGAACUUGCAGGCAAGAUUGAGGGACUCAAAGCUAGACUCUGUUAAUAUUCACAAGCAAAUAUCUGCACUGAGGAACUACAUGCAAACUCUUCAGGACAUGAACGCAAAGCUCAUAUCCGAUGAGAAUUCAGAAUCUAAGGAUGAGAUGAAGGAGGCGAUAAACGUUAUUCUCAACAAGCUCAACUCAAUGCCUGUAGAUAAUUUUGAAAGCGACACAGUGACCUUCUACGCGAGUAAAACGAAACAAGAUAAUCAAUUGAUCUCUCAGGAUAAUGAUUCGAACCAAACAAAAAAUGUCAGCUCAGAGUCCACCUUCGUCAAAAGAAUUCUUGAUGUUUCGUUAGCAGACAAUGAUUACAUUUUGCCACCGGCUUCCCGGAGAACAUUAGUAAACGGAAAUGCAAAUGUUGACGGGGUAGAUAUCAGUCUCGAAACGGAUGCCAAUUCGGAAGCGACUGACGACACGUGGAGCGUUGCCAGUGACGACACCAGUGAGAAAUCCGUCAUCGAGGUGAAGAAGGAUGACGACAAUUCCACACCGACCAAGGCUCCUAAUCCACCUGCCAAAUUAGAGGUUAGAUUUGCAAGUGAUGAAAACGGAGAGCAACUCGAAGUACAUUAUGAUCCGAUCGUCGGAUUAUGCGAGGACGUCGAUGUUCCGGAAUCGACGGAUGACAAUGUCGAUUCUCAAAGAACUGAUAGCCAAUCAAUAAGUACUGUGAUAGCCACGGAUCAAGAUAAUAAGUUCGAUGAGGUCUCAAUAGGUGAUGAAGAAGAGAGCGCCGAGGUUGAAGAGUGCGAAGGUGAACACCUCGAUGGUGAUUAUAUAAAGACCUUGAAGCCCUUAUCAAAAAGUGACUCCCUGCAACAGAGCUUACACUCCCGAGAGUACGUGCUGCAGACCCUAAUAGGUUCCCUGGAUUCUCUCAGUGGAGAUGACGACCUGGAAGCGCAACAACUCGUCAAGAAGGAAUUGGAUGAACUCAGAGAUUGGUUAAUUCGCGAGUCGAACGAAACCGUUAUUGGUAAAUUAAAGGAGCUGUACUACCGUGCUAAAAAUGAGACGCAGCGGAUACAGGAAGUUAAUGAGGAAUUGGUCAUCCUCAAGGAGAAGUGCAACGUCUUCGUUGAAGAGAAGAGCGAAUUAGUUAAGAAAUAUGAAUCCUUGAAGGCACAAUGCGGAGAUCUAUUAAGUUCGACCUAUACUGUACCGAUACAAUACGUGGUACCUAUUGUAAUAGCGCUGAUAUGGAUGCUCCUGGAGAAGAUGUUCUAAUGUUUUCUCAAAUUUCAUGUAUAGGGUGAUUGAUUCGUAGCGCAGUGAUUGCCAGGAUAUAAUUUAUUUAUAAUUUAGGAAAGAAGAGAAUAAGAGUUAUUAUAUUUGUUUGUUUCUGUUACGUGUCUAUUGUUUUUUUUUCUGGUUGUGAAAAUAUUUAUAUUAUACAAAUUCGUUCAAUUUAAGAGAAGCCAAAGUCAGAUUGAGAUAGGUUUGAAUUAAAGUUACAUUGGCUAUGUGAAAUUAUGAGGUCCUUUGUUAAUUAAGAAAAUACGAUCGAGUCUCGUGUCAAGUAUUUCGCCUUUAAUUCACAUGGACAAUUAUUAUUCAUCUCUGUCAGUUUGUUUACAACAAUUUCGAAUCAAUCACCCUGUACAUAUAGCUUUCGCGCGUUAGGAGGAUCCGUUCGAAAGAGGCGACGAUGACGGACAACGGGCAUACGCAACGCGCGUAAACUCCCGGUCCCUUUAAAACGCGUUGCGAACGACAUAAGACAGUGAAGCGGGAGAAUAUCCGAUGCGUAGUUUCCGUUGAAACGAAGCCUUUUUUAUACGAGUGCUAGAGCUAUGUAAAUAAGUACGUGAAUUUUAAAGGUUAAAUUUAAAAAUCCUACACGAAAAAAAGAAUAUACACAAAAUGAGAAUUAUCUACGCAGCUCCGAGCAGGCAAACUGUGGAUUAUUAUAUAAUAAUAUAAAAAUGAAAUAUGAAAAACUGGAAUAAUAGGAGACGUUUAUCACGUUACCAUCUAACGUUCAGAGGAACCAAAAUCAAAUGAGGACACCUUUUUUUUAAGUAAAUAAUGUAAAUUCACAUGGAUUUAGGAUAGCGACUGCGUUAGAAGGGUUAUAAACAGUACCACAUAAAAUGUUCAACAUGCUGCCAAUCUCAGUAUCGUCAUAUCUCUUCUUGGGACGUACCUGUCCAUGUACUUCCAAAUUAGAAGAAAAUACACGUCUUAUGUACUCUUAUCUAAAACGGCAGUUUGGUCGAAGGGAUCGAAUACGUUAUCAGUAAUUUGUCAUUGAGUUUGAUAAUCGUAAAUUGAGAGGAAGCGGCUGCAACUAAAAUUUUUGUUGUCGUUAUUACAGUGACUUAAUUCGUCCGAUAGAGGAAGGGUUUCUUUUUUUAUUUUUUUGAAAAAAAAGAAAAGAAAUAUUCUCUUCACGUUGAGGGUCUGCUGCGCCGCCAUCUUGGAGUGACAGUAUCUCUUUCUCUCUCCCUCUCUUUCUCUCUUUAAAGUGCUUGCAAUAUUCUUGAUGCAAGGUUAUUCGAUUCUUAGAACGUAGCGACUUUUCUAUGACGAGCCCGACGCGUUUUUACGUUUAAUGUUAAUUAAUAUUAUUUUCAAUAUACACAUAUUAUUUCGGAGCCGUGUGUCGAAAUCGCAACACCGUUCUAUAGGAAGUCACCAUCGAAGUAUACCUAAUCCUAAUCCUGAUCAUGUCCUUAGUAAAUCCACUCGCCCUUGUUACCUCUACCUCUCUUCCUCUACCUCCUGAAUUCAUAAUUCUAAAUAGCCACGAACGUACUGGCGUGUCACUCAAACGAAGGGCCUAGGUAUCUCUUUUCCUAUUUUUAAAUAAAUUAUCAUUAAACUUUUUCUAUUAAUUCUUUUUAUACAAAUACGAUUAAAAUUUACUGUAUUUUCUUAUAUCUGAUUAGGUUUUUGUAGCGUGCCAUUGCCCGUACAAUUUCUGCCACGAAACAAAAAGAAAAUUGAAAAAAAAAAAUAUAUAUAUAUAUAAUUCAAAAUGUUCCAUUUUCCAAUAAGAACUCCAGCUCACCGUCGUUUAUCGGAGCUGACUUGUUGGAAGAUCGAAGCAAUACGAUAAUUAUAGCGAUUAAACUCUGUAUAUAAUUUGUUGAUAUAAUCUUACCACAUGUGUAACAGUCAUUAUAUAAAAAAAAAAAAUAAAAAUUAAAUUAAUUAAGACCA